AUGUUGCCUCCCAACUCCAAAAGCACCGUUCGCGUCACACAUAUCACAACAGCCACAGUCAUCUUGGAGAUCGACGGCGUGAGUUUCAUCACGGACCCGGUAGUCGAUGAUGCUCCAACUGAAUACGAAAUAACACACCUCACGCCGCCGGGAACCCCACGAUUGUUUGCAAAGUUCGAGACUGGACCGGCUCUUGGGCUCCAUCAGCUUCCCAUUAUUGACGCCGUUCUUCUGAGCCACGAGGACCACACUGAUAACCUGGACGACGAAGGGCGCAAGCUUCUCGACGGUCGCCGGGUCACCACCAUCCCCGACGGUGUGAAUCGUCUCGCCCCGCGGCCAGGGGUUGUCCCCAUCAAGCCAUGGGAAAUGUUGACUUUCCAAUUCCAAGGAGUUGAGUGGAAGAUCACCGGAACGCCAUGA
Colletotrichum siamense is the source of this 423-nucleotide messenger RNA. RefSeq lists its product as uncharacterized. Bases 1 to 423 code for a protein of 140 amino acids. The record is from RefSeq and is a predicted model, not a curated record. The transcript has a single exon. NCBI's taxonomy places the organism in Eukaryota, Fungi, Ascomycota, Sordariomycetes, Glomerellales, Glomerellaceae.